Botrytis deweyae is the source of this 1416-nucleotide messenger RNA. RefSeq lists its product as uncharacterized. Gene Ontology annotation, biological process: proteasome-mediated ubiquitin-dependent protein catabolic process. Lineage: Eukaryota; Fungi; Ascomycota; Leotiomycetes; Helotiales; Sclerotiniaceae. Gene Ontology annotation, molecular function: protein binding; metallopeptidase activity. The transcript is spliced from 3 exons. The coding region runs from base 136 to 1203 and encodes 355 amino acids. Gene Ontology annotation, cellular component: proteasome complex; proteasome regulatory particle. The record is from RefSeq and is a predicted model, not a curated record.
UAACGUCUCGAUUCGGUUUGGAGCUAAGCACCGGGUGCCAGGCAAGCUCUGGCCGCGAAUACCUAAGAAUAUCAGCCUUGUCAACAAUUGUUCCAUUAUUCCAUAACAACUAACCUCUACAUUUCAAAAAUCAUCAUGCCUGCUACUACAGCAGAAACCCUCUCCCUCGUUUCGAGAACUGUAUCAGUUGCGCCGCUGGUAUUACUUUCAGCAGCAGAUCAUUAUGGACGGUCGGAAAGUAAAGGCACGCGCAGAGUGGUUGGAGUUCUGUUAGGACAGAAUGAAGGAAAGAAUGUACGAGUAUCAAACAGUUUUGCUGUUCCAUUCGAAGAAGAUGAGAAAGAUCCAUCAGUAUGGUUUUUGGACCACAACUACGUCGAAUCGAUGAACGAUAUGUUCAAGAAGAUCAAUGCAAAAGAGAAGCUGAUAGGAUGGUAUCAUUCUGGGCCUAAGCUGAGAGCUUCAGAUUUGGAAGUCAAUGAGUUGUUCAAAAGAUAUACACCCAACCCAUUACUUGUGAUUAUCAAUUGUCAACCAACAGACAGCGGCGUACCAACAGAUGCCUACUUUGCGGUAGAGGAGAUUAAAGAUGACGGCACAACUACUUCCAAGACUUUCGUACACACACCAACGAUCAUCGAGGCUGAGGAGGCUGAAGAAAUCGGAGUUGAACAUUUACUUAGAGAUAUUAGAGAUGUGGCGGUUGGUACCCUUUCAACACGAAUCACAAGCCAAGUACAAUCAUUGCAAGGACUACACGCACGAUUACGAGAUAUUGGUCAAUAUUUACAAAACGUCCUCGAUGGAACUCUACCAGUCAACCACGCCAUUCUAGGCAACCUUCAAGAUGUUUUCAACCUCCUCCCUAAUUUAUCUACACCCAAAGCCUCCUCUCGCAUCCCUAACGGCGCCGAUGCACCUAUUGAGAAUAACAGCGAACUGGCACAUGCUAUGAGCAUAAAGACCAACGAUCAAUUGAUGGCUAUCUACUUGAGUAGUUUGAUCCGCGCCAUUACCGCCUUCCACGACCUUAUCGAAAAUAAAAUCCAAAAUAGACAACAACAAGAGGAGAAAGAUGCCAAAAAGGAUGAAGCCAAAGAUGAGAAGGACAAGAAGACUGAAGGAACUAAUGGUGUAAAUGGGGAUGCCAAGGAGGGCAAGGAAGCGGAAAAGGAGAAAGAGGAUAAGGAAAAGAAGAAGUGAUGACGAACAAUUGGGGAGUUGGUGAAUAUCUAUGGGUGUUUAUGAGGUAUGGGCAUUCAGAUUGGGGCAUGACAUAGGACAUUUGAGACGAGCGUGAGAAUUGAUAUGUCAUUGUAUCAUAAAUGCAUAGCUUGCGAAUAAUAGCAGCCGUGGAAAGUUUUCAGUGUGAUUUUGACACUCUGUAUGUGCUCAUUGAUGUUCUUCGAAUCUAGA